Messenger RNA from Asparagus officinalis (garden asparagus), 2239 nucleotides. RefSeq names its product external alternative NAD(P)H-ubiquinone oxidoreductase B3, mitochondrial-like. Lineage: Eukaryota; Viridiplantae; Streptophyta; Magnoliopsida; Asparagales; Asparagaceae. The record is from RefSeq and is a predicted model, not a curated record. Bases 154 to 1884 code for a protein of 576 amino acids. Gene Ontology annotation, molecular function: NADH dehydrogenase activity; calcium ion binding. The transcript has 10 exons.
AAUCCCAUGUCUUAAGAUCCAUAAACAAAACAGAAAGGAGUCAACAAUCAACAAACAGACACCAAACACCCCCUUAAAAGUAAACGAGAAAACGAAAAAAAAGACCGCCACAAAUCUCUCUCUCUCUCUCUAGAUCUCGUCGCCGGCGUCGCCAUGAGAUUCGCCGCCUUCUUCUUCGACCGAACUUCGCGCGCUCUCACCAACCGCCCUUUCAUCGUUCUCAUCGCCGCUGCUAGCGGCGGUGGUCUUGUGGCAUACACUGAUGCUAGCUCAAAUCCUCCUGUUGAAUCACCUCAGGUUCCUGCCAGGAAGAAGGUAGUUAUCCUUGGAACUGGUUGGGCUGGCACUAGUUUCCUGAAAAAUCUGGAUAGCUCCUUAUAUGAUGUGCAAGUAGUGUCACCUCGCAAUUAUUUUGCUUUUACACCAUUGCUGCCAAGUGUUACAUGUGGAACAGUUGAAGCACGCAGCAUUGUUGAGCCAAUCCGAAAAAUCAUAAAGAAGAAAGGGGGAGAGGUUAAAUUCUGGGAAGCUGAAUGUUUUAAGAUUGAUCCAGCAAACAAGAAAGUUCAUUGUCGGUCUGAAAUUGGAACAAAUUUAGAUGGCAAUGGAGAAUUUCAGGUUGAGUAUGACUACUUGGUGGUAGCACUCGGAGCCAGAGCAAAUACAUUUAACACCCCUGGUGUCAUGGAGCAUUGUCAUUUUCUGAAGGAAGUAGAGGAUGCCCAGAAAAUUCGAAGGAGUGUCAUGGACUGCUUCGAAAAAGCUAGCCUCCCAAACCUAGAUGAUGAACAAAGGAAGAAGAAUCUUCAUUUUGUUAUUGUUGGUGGUGGUCCAACUGGUGUUGAAUUUGCUGCAGAGCUGCAUGAUUUUGUGACAGAGGAUUUGUCUAAGUUAUAUCCAACAGUUUGCAAAUUAGUGAAGAUAUCAGUUGUUGAGGCUUCAGAACAUAUCUUAACCAUGUUCGAUAAGAGAAUCACAAACUUUGCAGAAGAAAAGUUUGGACGUGAUGGUAUUGAUGUUAAAACAGGAGUUAAGGUGGUGAAAGUGUCUGAUAAUGCCAUACAUAUGAUAAGUAGAUCUACAGGAGAGACUUCUGAACCCUAUGGAAUGGCUGUCUGGUCUACUGGCAUUGGUACCCGUCCGGUCAUAUUGGACUUCAUGAAACAAAUCGGUCAGGCUGAUAGGCGUGUGUUAGCAACUGAUGAAUGGCUAAGAGUCCGUGGAUGCGAUGGGGUGUAUGCUCUUGGAGAUUGUGCCACAAUAAGUCAACGAAAAAUCAUGGAAAAUGUCUCUGAAAUCUUCAAGAUAGCGGACAAGGACAAUUCUGGAACUUUGACUGUGAAAGAGAUCCAUGAUGUCCUAGAUGAUAUUUGCAUAAGAUAUCCUCAGGUGGAGCUCUAUUUGAAGACCAAGCAAAUGAGCAACUUUGUAGAUCUCGUGAAGGAAUCCGAAGGAAAUGCUGCAAAAGAAUCGGUUGAACUAAACAUAGAGGACUUCAAAAAAGCUCUUGCUGAUGUGGAUUCACAGGUCAAGAAUCUUCCUGCAACAGCUCAGGUUGCUGCACAACAAGGAAAUUAUCUAGCUCGAUGCUUUAAUAAAAUGAAAGACAACGAAGAAAAUCCUGAAGGACCUAUCCGGAUUAGAGAAUCGGGUCGUCAUAGAUUUCGCCCCUUUAGGUACAAGCAUUUGGGGCAAUUUGCUCCAUUAGGAGGAGAGCAAACUGCUGCACAACUCCCCGGCGAUUGGAUAUCAAUAGGCCGCAGCAGUCAGUGGCUCUGGUACUCUGUAUAUGCAAGUAAGCAAGUUAGCUGGCGCACAAGGGCCUUAGUGGUCUCGGACUGGAUGAGGCGAUUCAUAUUUGGGAGGGACUCUAGCCGUAUAUAAUCAAAUUCAAAAGCUCAUCCUUCUUUGAGUUGAAACAAACUCGGCUAAAGGUUUUUUCGCCAGCACAUUUGAGUUUUAGUCCCGUGCUUUUAACUUUGUUCAUCUCUACGUUACUUUCCCUUUUCUGUAAUCAGAAAUUUUGCCUUAUGAUUCAUCAUCAUCUCUGAAGCGUUUGUUAUAAAAUUUUUAGCAUUGCUUGUUGUUUGCUGGUUGUAAUAAAAUACGGUGAUGGAUGUAUAUACCUGAGGGCGUCAGGCAUAUAUCACUGUAAGAUCUUGGAUUCAGAUUUUCACACACUAGACUUUGUUUGCAAAAGUCAGAUUGUUUUAUCAUUCCAAAUUGAUUAUUGAGAAAA